AUGGAAAAACAAACGAAGACAGUCAUGGCUUCUUUUUUGAAUCCUUACGAGUAUCAGUCGAAAUAUGACUGCGGGUUCAUGCGGGCCAAGUGCACCAGGACAAGUACUGCUUACCGCAUUGGUUACGAGCAAGUGACCAUGGCAGAGACGAUAACAACGGCCGAAUGUUGCGAAGGAUAUGCCCAGACUGGAGACGAAUGUGAACCAAUCUGCAGACCCGCGUGUGUAAAGGGAGUUUGCCAUAAGCCAAACUCAUGUCAGUGUCGUCCUGGCUAUGAAGGCGAAUCCUGCGACUCUGGUACAAAUGGGGAGCCGGAUGUCAAAAUGACUGCGAAUGCAAAAACGGGGCGCAAUGCGAUCCCAUUCACGGGAACUGCAUCUGCCUUCGAGGAUGGAUCGGAAGGCAUUGCGAGGAACCCUGCAGCCGUGGGACGCAUGGCCUCGAUUGCAGCGAGACGUGUCUAUGUCAGAAUGAGGCAAUGUGCGACCCUGUCUCUGGGAUUUGUACUUGCGCUCCUGGCUGGAUUGGAGCUUAGUAAGACACUUCGUGUUCACAUCUAUUCAGGGGAAAUGUUUUGGAGUCUGAAGGAGUAUUUUGAUGGCCAGUUGUGA
Molecule: messenger RNA, 612 nt
Organism: Darwinula stevensoni
Lineage: Eukaryota; Metazoa; Arthropoda; Ostracoda; Podocopida; Darwinulidae
Source: the annotation of a GenBank genome assembly